CACACAUUUCUACAAACACCGUCCAACCAAGAUGGCGAAGAUCGCGGGUGCUGUUGUUGAGUUGACAAGGCGGUGCCCGACAGUGGUGGACGCAGCAUACAACCACAAGCAGUUCUCCGAGGUGUUGGAGCAGAAUGAGGUUGUGGGACUCUACUUCUCAUCAUAUUCGUGCCCGGCGUGCCGAAAGAUGACGCCGAAGCUGGUCGAGGUGUACAAUGACCUUCGACGAAGAAAUCGCAGCUUUGAGAUGGUGUUUGUGAGUGGGGAUACGUCCCAGCAUGACUUUGUGGGCUACUUCUCCAGCAUGCCAUGGCUGACGCUUCCAGACUUCCCUGCUUCCCCCAGCAUACUGUUUGCGUUCUUCCGUGUGUGGAUGCUGCCGACCCUGAUUCUGCUGCGCUCAGACGGCACCGUUAUCACGCGAUCUGGAUGCUCGCUGCUGCUCAACCACGCGCACGAGUUCCCAUGGCCCGGUUACCGCGACGCAAAUCGCUUUCUCUCCCUCAAUACAUGCAUUGCUCUCACUGCCCUGUGUGCCCUUGCCGGGCUCCUCUACCUGCUCCUCAUGAUGUUGUAGCCACCUUGUGUGUGUGUGUGUGUGUGUGUGUGUGUGU
Molecule: messenger RNA, 614 nt
Organism: Salpingoeca rosetta
Lineage: Eukaryota; Choanoflagellata; Craspedida; Salpingoecidae
Product: tryparedoxin
Exons: 2
Coding region: 32-577 (181 amino acids)
Source: RefSeq, a predicted model, not a curated record